AUGUUUGGAUCAAAUGUUUGUUGGCAAAAUGCUUAUAAAAAUCUAUUUGCCGGAUGUUCUGAGAUUUUGGCUACUAAUGAUAAAAGAUCUAGAUUAGCUUGGCAUUUAAGUGAUUGUUUUCAAAGAGAUUCUGGCAGGCCUUCCUUUCCUCACUGUGACUCAAAAACACCGAUUGCUAAAUGUCUGAGAAACUUAGAUGAUCUUGCUCAUAAGGUUUAUCUCGAAUUCUACCUCGAAACCAACUCCAUUUGCUAUCAACUACAGACACAUGCAUUUAAACAUGAAACUGAGAGACUUGUAACUGAAUUGAAAAAUUCUGCUCAAUAUGUGGAGGACAAGUUAGAUAGCAUUGAAGAGAAAUCAGAUUGUCUAUUACAAAACUCAAAACAAAUUUCCGAAUCUCUCGAAUCAGUUAAUAGUCACACACAGUUAGUAGCACAAACUGUCAAGAAUGUGGAAGGCAAUAUUGAUGUGAUAAUGGAAGAAGAAGAAACUUACCAAGAUGGACAAGAACGCAGUGAACGGCGGCGACGACUGAAGAAAAGGGAAGAACGACGGCGACGAAGGAAGACGAAGCAGCAGUGA
This is a messenger RNA of Vicia faba (fava bean), 585 nucleotides long. Lineage: Eukaryota; Viridiplantae; Streptophyta; Magnoliopsida; Fabales; Fabaceae. The record is from the annotation of a GenBank genome assembly.